UAGCAUCAGCUAAUGCACCGGGAGGCCGGAGCUGGCUCACAUGGCUGCGGAAGAAGAGAAGAUGAGCUCGACCAUUUCCAUCCCGCUGGUUCUCACCGUCUACAUCUUCACCUUCCUGAUCGGCCUCCCGUCCAACCUCCUGGCCUUCUACACCUUCCUGGUGAAGGUCCGCCAGAAACCUGCCCCUGUCGACAUCAUUCUGCUCAACCUCACCGUCUCCGACAUCGUCCUCCUCGUCUUCCUCCCCCUCAAGAUGGUGGAGGCCGCCUACAACAUGCAGUGGCCCUUGCCCAAGUUCAUCUGCCUGCUCACCAACUUCAUCUACUACAGCAGCAUCUACAUCAGCUCCCUCUUCCUCAUGGCCAUCAGCAUCGAGCGCUACUUGGGGGUGGCCUUCCCCAUCAAGUACAAGCUCCGACGCCGGCCAGCCUAUGCCGUUGCCGCCUCUCUGAUCUUUUGGGCAGUGGCCUGCAGCCACUGCAGCAUCGUCUACAUUAUCCAGAGGUAUGACCAGCGGCUCAAUGGGACCACGCCAACACUCAAUAAAUCCCACUGCUAUGACACUUUCUCCUGUCCGCAGCUCCAGAUCCUGAUGCCUUUCCGGCUGGAGCUCUUCCUGGUCCUCUUCUGCAUCCCCUUCACCGUCACCGUCUUCUGCUACGUUAACUUUGUCCGCAUCCUGCUGGCCUUGCCCAACAUCCCGGCCCGGAGGAAGCGGCGCGCCGUGGGCCUGGCGGUGGCCACCUUGGUCAACUUCAUAGUCUGCUUCGCCCCCUACAACCUGUCCCAUGUGGUGGGCUUUGUGCAGAACGAGAGCCCCCCCUGGAGGGUUUACGCUCUUCUCCUCACCACCCUCAAUGCCUCCUUGGACCCCGCCAUCUUCUACUUCUCCUCCACCGCUGUCCAACAUGCCUUUGCCGACUGCCUGUCCGGCAUGAGGCACAAACUCAGCGCCCUCAUGGCCCGGUGCCAUCUCCCCUGCUUGGCUCGCUGCAGGGAAGGGGGUAGGAAAAGUGAGGGUCCCAGCGUGGACGAGGCGGAGGAAUCCUCGACGUGACUUUCCAGAUGAGACCUCCCCUCUGCUCUUUCUUGUCCCGGGCGCCACAGGAGCAAGAGAUCCUGCCCUUGUGCCGGGGACGGCAUCCUCUGUCCUUCCCUGCACCUCCUAGACGCCAGCAUGCAGCUGGGCUUGGAGCUGGUGCCCAACUUCCACAGGGCUUUGGCCUACGCGAGCUUCAGAGUCGUUGGCCAAACCAGGCUUCAGGAGACUAUGGUCAAGCGGAGGUUGGGGUCACCAUGGUGACCAAGGCCUUCCUUUGCCACUGCCGGGCCGCAAGCAAAACUCUGGUCAAGCAUCCCCCAGACUUUGUCCGAAGUCAGCUUUGGAGUGGGUGACCCAACUUCCUUCCACAAGAAUCCAGCCUCUCUCCAGGGCAGGGUUGCCAUGGUGGCCAAAUAGGGACCUAUUUCAGCUGGAGGGUCAUCCUGGCGCCCUCCACCCACUCCUGCUCUUUCCUUCUCCAUGGCUGGGCCCACGGGCAAGUGAGUAACUACAGGCCAUAACUGCACAGGAGGAACCACACGGGGGUUGAUUCAGGGAGGAGAAACAGGCUGGGCUGAGCUCUGUCUGGUUCGGGGAGAGCUUUUUAGUGGGAGAGAAACAAGGGCCAGGCCCUGUGAGGCCUGAGUUUGCCCUUGGUGAACUCGAGAGAGCGCCUCUUCCUUGGCCCCUGGUAUUAGCGUGUGGUGGCCUCUGUGGAAAUGUAGUUAGUGUCUCGGUGGGUUUGGAACGCAAGAAGCCACAGCCCAGAAAGCUAGUGCUUGAGCUGAAGCAGCGGUGCUGUGAGCUGGCGGCAGUAGUAAGGCUGUUAUCUGCCAUGCAGACAGGAAGGAUUUGGACUUUGG
Pelodiscus sinensis (Chinese soft-shelled turtle) is the source of this 1905-nucleotide messenger RNA. NCBI's taxonomy places the organism in Eukaryota, Metazoa, Chordata, Testudines, Trionychidae. The record is from RefSeq and is a predicted model, not a curated record.